AUCCUCACAGCAAUACUGUGUGUAAGUAGGUAGGUAUUCCAAGUUCAAUUCACGGCACCAUGUUUCACGUCGUAGGUCUUCGCGGAUUCGAACUAUUAUUUUUGUGAAUCAUUCCCACACGUAGGAACAAGGUCUUUGAUAUAUUAAGCAACGAAAACUACUGUUUAGGUAUCAAUUAUAAAUCAAAUCAUAACAAACCAGCGCAGCGGUUUAACUGAAAAAUUUCAUUAUGACAAUGAUAACUUUGACAAUUACGUGAGUGACGGAUUGAUUUACUAUGGUCCGAUAACUUUUAUUAUGCGAUGACUUUACAUUCAGCCAACGAGAAAGGUCAAACUAAGGUCAUAAGGAUAUUUGUUGAAAUAUCUUCAAUCCUCAAUUAUUAUAUCGCAGCAAAUGUCGGAAACUGUUUGAAAACCUCAUAUCUCGAAAUGGUUUUCGAAAUAGAACAUUUAAAAAAAAAUGAACAAUCCUAAUUGACAUUUAUCUUCAAAACAUAACCAAAAACAUUAAUAAAAUUAUUAAAAAUAAAAACAAAUAAAUUUUAUGGUAAGGAAAGUUGGAACCUGAAAAGAAACAUCAGAAAACACAAUGUUAACAAGGAAAAUUAUGAGUCAAUUAUUGACACAGACUUUGAAGACGGCGCAAUAUGCGAAACUACGAACGCAAACUACAACUACUUCUAAUGAAGAUUCUCUUAAUUAUUGUGCAAAUAUAGUAAAAUAGAUCGCAUGAUUAUGAAAAUUUUCUGGCUACACUUCUUAUGACAAAAGCUCUCCGGUCACCAGCGCUAGUGGUCAGAGCAUUCAAUGUAGAAAUUGCUAGGGUGCAAGGCCAAACCACUGAUCCACAAAUUGCAUUGAUGCGGAUGCAAUUUUGGCAGGACACUUUGAAGGACAUUUAUAAGACGGAUCAAAGUCUUAGUCAGGUUCCAGCUAAUCCUGUUGCUCAAGAGUUAUUUAAGGUCUGUAGUGUCUACAAGAUACCAAAGAGAAAUUUACAAAAACUCAUUGACUCGAGACAGAGGUUAAUGAAAGCAAAAUAUUUUGGCAGCCUGGCUGAUUUAGAGAAAUACACUGAUGACAGCGUAUCAGCAAUAUAUUAUACAAUGCUCUGGCUGGCGGGCAUUCAGAACUUGCAUGCUGAUCACGCUGCAUCCCAUUUAGGUAAAGCCCAAGGCCUCGCCAAUAUGCUAAGAUCUAUACCUAUGUCUAGUCAUUAUAAAAUGGUAUAUGUACCCAUGGAUUUGUUAAUGAAGCAUGAUGUUUCUCAAGAAGAUGUGCUGAGAUGUCAGGAUAGUGAGAACAUGAGAAAUUGUACAUAUGAAAUUGCAAUCUCAGCAAAUAAUCAUCUUAAAAAGGCAAGAAAAAUAGAUGUGCCGAAAUUAGCUAAUCAAAUAUUUCUACCAGCUGUAGCAGUAAACAAUUAUCUAAAAAAGCUCCAGAAGUGCAAUUUUAAUGUGUUUGACAAAUCUCUAGUUCAAAGAAGUGCUACUUUACCUCUUCUUUACUAUUUUAUGAGACUCUUAAACAAGUAUUGAAUCUGUUAUAUGUAAUAGGUAAAAUAGUAGAAAGUGUUAAAUUAUUAAUAAAGUGACCUGAAAAAACCUGUAUUUAAAAA
Molecule: messenger RNA, 1620 nt
Organism: Cydia splendana
Lineage: Eukaryota; Metazoa; Arthropoda; Insecta; Lepidoptera; Tortricidae
Gene: sicily
Product: NADH dehydrogenase (ubiquinone) complex I, assembly factor 6
Exons: 5
Coding region: 764-1540 (258 amino acids)
Biological process (GO): biosynthetic process; mitochondrial respiratory chain complex I assembly
Cellular component (GO): mitochondrion
Source: RefSeq, a predicted model, not a curated record